AUGGGGAUCACGCAAGUGGUCAAGGGGCUCGAACUGGGGAUGGAGGAGUCGCAGAACCAGCGAGAUAAGCGGGUAGAGGAGCUGUGGAGGAAGCUCGAUCCCCAUGCGACCGGAGAGCUCGACCUCAAGGGUUUACAGACCGGACUGAAGAAGAUGGAUCACCAAUUCAGGGUGUUUGUUGAGACCGCUGAGAAGCAGCUACUCCUGCUCUUCCGGUCUAUAGACACAGACAAGGACGGGCGACUGGACAAGAAAGAGCUGUGCAAAGCUUUCCAGAAGGCCGGUAUGACCGUGCCCUCUCGACGACUGAGCGGCUUCUUUGACGAGAUCGAUAUGAACCGUGACGGCUUCAUCAGCUUUGAUGAGUGGCGUGAUUUCCUGCUCUUCACACCCGCCGUCCACGAUAGUGACUCGCCCCUGGAGGCUGCACUGUCUUUCUACUCAUCCAUCGUCACCCUCGGACCGGAGGGUGAUUCUAUGGUCAGCGAGGAAACCCUUGAAGGUCUAGGUACGACUGGCUUUCUUCUUCAAGCCCUAUUUGGUUCCAUAUUGAAGCUUGCCCAACCUCCCACUCCACCUCCUGAGCAAGUACCUCGACAGACUUCCCCACCGUCGCGGAAGACUUCGAGGUCCGGACCUCAGCCCACUGAAUCCUACGCAUCCUUCGACCAAGCGCCUGCAGAGGCAGUUUCACAAUCAGCAGGAGCCAAGCCAGACAUGGCAUCUAGGGCCUUUGCGCACAACACCACCGGCCAAGCUGGCAGCUCAGCCGUCGUCGAGGCUGCCGAGAAGGCCAUUUCGGGCCUGCGUGCCCACCUCGGCGAGGAACAGAGCCUGGAGGAGCAGGCCUCAUCUUCUCAUUCCGUCCUCUCCCAAAAGGCAUGUGAGACGAAGAAAACCAAACUGACCCAGUACCUGCCUGAACCAGGUUAUUUCCUCGCUGGAGCUGUUGCCGGUGGUGUCUCGCGUACUGCAACCGCCCCCCUCGACCGGCUGAAGGUGUAUCUGCUGGUCAACACAAAGACUAGCGGCGAGGCCACGGUGAGCGCGGCCAAGUCGGGCAAGCCCAUCUCGGCGCUGAAGCGGGCUACCCACCCGAUCGGCGAGGCGAUAGCCAGCCUCUACAGGUCGGGUGGGCUCCGCACAUUCUUUGCGGGCAAUGGCUUGAAUGUGGUCAAGAUCAUGCCCGAGACGGCGAUCAAAUUUGGUUCAUACGAAGCAGCGAAACGGACUCUCGCGACCUUUGAAGGCCACGGAGACUCCACUCAGAUCCAAUCGACGUCCAAGUUCAUCGCCGGAGGCCUGGCUGGUAUGACUGCCCAGUUCUGCGUGUAUCCUUUGGACACUUUGAAGUUUCGCCUGCAAUGCGAGACAGUCGAGGGAGGACUCAGGGGCAAUGCGCUCUUGUUGCAGACAGCCAAGAAGAUGUACGCUAGCGGCGGCAUUCCGGCCUGCUACAGAGGCGUCACCAUGGGCCUUAUCGGCAUGUUCCCGUACAGCGCUAUCGACAUGGGCACGUUUGAGCUGCUCAAGAAGACUUUAACAUCGUACAAGUCUCGAUACUACGGCAUUCACGAGGAGGAUGCCGCCCCGGGCAACUUUGCGACCGGAAUCAUCGGCGCUACGUCUGGCGCUUUCGGCGCGACCGUGGUCUACCCGCUGAACGUGCUCCGAACCCGACUCCAGACUCAAGGCACGGUCAUGCACCCGCCGACCUACACUGGCAUAUGGGACGUUGCGCACAAGACUAUCCGCAACGAGGGAGUCCGUGGACUGUACAAGGGUUUGACGCCCAACAUCUUGAAGGUGGCUCCGGCGUUGAGCAUCACCUGGAUUGUAUAUGAGAACUCUAAGAGGGUUCUGGGCCUGCACUGA
Messenger RNA from Thyridium curvatum, 1875 nucleotides. RefSeq lists its product as uncharacterized. The transcript has 5 exons. Gene Ontology annotation, molecular function: calcium ion binding; ATP transmembrane transporter activity. The record is from RefSeq and is a predicted model, not a curated record. Gene Ontology annotation, biological process: transmembrane transport. Bases 1 to 1875 code for a protein of 624 amino acids. NCBI's taxonomy places the organism in Eukaryota, Fungi, Ascomycota, Sordariomycetes, Thyridiales, Thyridiaceae.